GACUUCAUAAAAAUAUAUAUUUUGUAUAGUAUAGAUAAUUAAUAGUGGAAUGUCGAGUAAUAUUCUGUAUUUUAGUAAUAACAGUUUGGUAUAAAUAGAAAUAUCACAUACUAAGAAAAUAUACACAUUUUAUUAAUAAACCAGCAGCUAUACAAUCAGCCUGAAAAAGUUCUAAAAUGAGGUUUCAUUAAGAAACAUUAUUCCCAGGUUCCCCUAUCAACUUUGACUGGCUCAUUACUUGUUUAUCAUACCAAAGUAGAGUAUUUCGAAUUAGUUGAAAGUGUUUUAUAGCUGAACAAAGUCAUUUUAUAGUGUCGUCCUUAAUAUUUCGAUUAGUAAACAAUAUGAAAAAGAACAUCAGGAGAACUGUUGAGAAUUUAGAUACAUUUAAUACUGCCACCAGUGAGGAUAUGCGAGGAAGAGCUUACAGUACAGUGGAUAUCGAAUAUUUUACCAGUGGCCAUGCUUCUACCAAAAAUGCUACUCAAAGAAUCUUUGUCAACAGAAGUCUUCAUUUAGAAAACAUCAAGUUCUAUGGAUUUGAUAUGGAUUACACCCUGGCCGAAUACAAAUCACCCCAUUAUGAAAAGUUGGGAUUUGAUUUAGUGAAAAAGCACAUGGUGACAAUAGGUUAUCCUCAAGAAAUCUUAGAAUUUGAAUAUGAUCCAUCAUUUGCCGUCAGAGGCUUAUGGUUUGAUACACUUUAUGGCAAUCUUUUAAAAGUAGACGCAUAUGGAAAUAUAUUAGUUGCAGUUCACGGAUUUGAAUUUUUAAAGCACUCACGUAUCUACGAAUUAUACUACAACAAGUUCAUAAAUUUAGACGAAUCCAGGGUGUAUGUACUUAACACCUUAUUCAAUUUGCCAGAGACCUAUUUGCUUGCCUGUCUUAUUGAUUUUUUCACAAAUUCGUCUGAAUAUUCUAAAACAGAUACCGGAGUGAAAUGUGGCGAACUUUUGAUGUCAUACCAGUCGAUUUUCCAGGACGUACGAAAUGCUGUAGAUUAUGUACAUAUAAGGGGUGAAUUAAAACAGCACACGACGGAAAAUUUGGAAAAAUAUGUGAAAAAGGACGAAAGAUUGCCAACAUUUCUAGCUAGGCUUAGAGAAAGUGGAGCAAAAACCUUUCUACUGACAAAUAGCGAUUAUAAUUUUACAGAUAAAAUUAUGACAUACUUGUUUGAUUUUCCACAUGGAGCUAAGCCUGAAGAACUUCACCGAAACUGGAAAACAUACUUUGACAUAGUAGUGGUGGACGCAUGCAAACCCUUAUUUUUCGCCGAAGGUACCAUUUUACGUCAGGUGGACACGAGCACUGGUGCACUCAGGCUUGGUAUUCACACUGGACCCUUCCAAAAGGACCACGUUUAUUCUGGAGGAUCUUGUGAUGUAUUUACUAAACUGAUUGGAGCAAAAGGAAAAGAUGUAUUAUAUGUAGGCGAUCACAUUUUCGGUGAUAUUCUGAAGAGCAAAAAAAUCCGUGGUUGGAGAACAUUUUUAAUUGUGCCUGAAUUGGUUAGAGAACUUCACGUGUGGACCGAUAAAUGUCAGUUAUUUAAUGAAUUGCAAACUUUAGAUGUUAAGCUCGGAGAAAUGUAUAAAAAUUUAGAUAGUAGUACCAAAGAAAAACCAGAUAUUUCAAAACUGAGAAGCGCAAUAAGGGAUGUAACUCACAAAAUGGAUAUGUCCUAUGGCAUGAUGGGUAGUUUGUUUAGGUCAGGAUCCAGACAAACAUUCUUCUCCUCACAGGUUGUAAGAUAUGCAGAUCUCUAUGCAGCGACACAUUUAAAUUUGCUCUACUAUCCGUUUUCCUACAUGUUCCGUGCCCCAGCUAUGCUGUUACCCCAUGAAUCUACGGUUGCUCACGAACAACACUUUGCUUCUGAAUUAGUGCCCGAGCCUUACGAUCUUGAAGAAGAAAAAAGACAAAGGGUUUUUGAACGUGCCCAAAGUCAAAUCCCACACAUCAGACCAGAAACGCCUCAAUCGCUCACCCACAAUCACGAUGAAGAUUUCAGUGACGAAGAUAGUGACGAUAAAAAUGCAGCUUUAAAGUCCGAAAACGGCAAAAAUUGAAAGGGCGCGAUAUUUCCAGAAAAUGUUUUGUAUUUUGUACAGGGUACAUUGACGUUAUGUUUCUGCCAAAAAUUGUUAGUGAUACACGAAAAAAUAAGUAGCCCUAGAAAAUUAUGUAUAGCGGAUUUACAUAGAGAUUUUUAUAGAGACAAACGAAAAAGCUGAUAUUACGGUAAUAGUUUUAGAAAAUUAAUUUGUCAAUUAUUUAUUGAGCAAAAGUCAAAAUAAAUUGCUAAUCUUAUCAAGAUUAUGUUUAUAAAAAAAUCUCAGAUUUAGCAAAAAGGUAUUUCCUGAAUAAACCUGAAAGUUGCAUUGUUAAUAUCUUCCCGUUUACUUCGAUAAUUGCAUUCAAAAUGCAAAUAAGGAAUACGUAAUUAUAGAUAUUUAAAUAUAGAAUGAUAAAAAGUGAUUUUGAAACUUUUAGAAUGUAUUCUUUAACAUUUUUAUCGGUGCACAAUGACUUGACACGUUAUUUUUAGAAUUUACUUUUUGGGGAUAAUUUUCUUAUGUAAACUAUAAAAAUGUCUCAAUUAGGUAUCACCUAAUUUAAUAAAUUAAGAGGCAAUAUUAAUGUAAUAAUUUUAACAUUUGUGCCUAGUUAGCUAUAAUUUAGAUGCAUGUUAUUUUUUCAAUGUAUUUUAAUAAAUAGGUUAUUUUUUUGUUCUUGUUUUGUGUAUUUUUGAUUUUUCUUUUUUAAAUAAAAAAAAAAUAAUCUCAAUUCAUAAAUUGUUUUAUUCAUAUAAAAUGGUUGAAAAAUCUCACAAAACUUGGGAUCCUUUUCCUUGCAUAAACUACUUAUAAAGCUUUUUAUAUCAGGAAUUAACUUUUUUGAAAUAAUACAGUUCAAAAGUGCAAAACAAUAAUUUAAUAUUCAAACAGUUUCUAUAGCGUUAGUAUAAUUCACAAUACCUUUGGAGGAAAUUAUAUAAGAAGAAUAUAUGUCUGUGGUGGGUCUAGAAAAUAAAAUAAAGAAUUACUGGAAAUUUUGCCAUGCACAGGAAGAAUCUAUUGUCACUUCCUUAAAUAUGUACAGAGGUAAAAGAAAUUAGAGAAAAAUCAAUUGAACACACAAUUGUUUCACUCUGUACAACUUCAUCAUUCUCAUUCACAUCUUGUCCAUGAAAUGAGGUUGUCCAUUCUUUUCUCUUCUUCUUGUCAGAAUUUCACAACCAGUUUCAUUGACUAGCAAAGUUUGUUCAAAUUGAGCUGACCAUUGUCCAUCGGCAGUUACGGCAGUCCAUUUGUCGGGCCACAUUUCAUCUUUCCAUGUACCAACAGAUAUCAUUGGUUCAAUUGUGAAGCAAUGACCAGGUUUCAUGACACCAAUUGCCCGAUUUUC
Molecule: messenger RNA, 3414 nt
Organism: Ceutorhynchus assimilis (cabbage seed weevil)
Lineage: Eukaryota; Metazoa; Arthropoda; Insecta; Coleoptera; Curculionidae
Source: the annotation of a GenBank genome assembly